AAGAGGGCAUAGUUCGGGUUCGACGGCGAAGACAGCAAAAAAUAUGAAAAAGAAAUCGUUAGAAAACACUAAAAAGGGUCCUGCAGUUGCAACUGCUGUGUCAUUUGAAGAUAGCUUUACUGCUGUUAAAGACGUGUUCUCUGCUAAGACGGGUGACAAUGAGAACGCGGGAAAGGGAAGCGUAGUUAACGAACGAGGUGCAGAAGAGUCCUUGAUUGCUUAUGUGCACAAACUUUCGCCAAUAAAGAAAAAUAGACAGCAGACAAUGGAGUACUCUACGUUAGUGUUACAGACUGAGAAAAAGAGUGUCCAAGCGUUGCUGUAUGCCAACAAAAAAAGAGCAAUACUCGCCGACAGCGCUCGUAGUCACACUCCGAUUAAAAUACAGCGAUUCACGAAAACAGCCGAUGGGGAAAAGGUGAUCAUCAACGAGAUGACAAAAGUUGGCUUUGCUCAACAAGGCGACUAUUCGUUUCAGUUCGAGGAACUUGACAACAGUUUGAAGAUUUCGUCGAUCAAGGAAAUUUUAGAAUCUCGUGAAGAGUGGGAAAACGUUUCUAUGUGCGGUAAAGCAGUCCACGUUGGGGAGAUGAGUGUGGUUGGAGCCAAAAAGUUGAAAUUGGUUCAGUGCACAUUUGCUGAUACUACAGGAUCAAUCCAAGUGGACAUCUGGGAAGACCAUAUUCCUCUGGUCGAAAGUGGGAAAGUAUAUACUAUGGGAAAUCUUCACGUGCGCGUAUGGUCCGGGAUUAAAAAGGUUAGCACUAGGAUAGAAUCUGUUAUCACAGCGAUGGUAGAUGAAGAUAUCCAGAAAGUUUCUAUCCAGAAGGAAGACAUCCAGACCGAUUUUCUCCAGACAAUAACUGUGUCAGAGAUUGCUUUUGUCCAGAAUAUCGAGUCCUCCAUGUGUUGCACAAAGUGCUCGAGAAAGGUUCUUCAAUCAACAAAUUCCAAAAUAGUCCACUGUGACAGAUGCGGUUGUACAAUGAGGAUUGGUGACUGCAAAACACAGGUUUGUGCAAAAGUUGAAGUUCAUCCCUCGCCAGGUGAGCAGAUCAAUUUAACGAUCUUUCAAGCUAAUUUGCAGACCGUUAUUGAACGUGAUGUUGCUCAUUUAAGCCAAGAAGAAAUUUCCAUGUCCUUAUUGUACUUUGAAAAUUUGGAAAUAACAUAUAACACAAAGACUUUUGUUGUUACCAAGUUACUUCUAAAAAAAGAGUAA
This is a messenger RNA of Paramuricea clavata, 1222 nucleotides long. The record is from the annotation of a GenBank genome assembly. NCBI's taxonomy places the organism in Eukaryota, Metazoa, Cnidaria, Anthozoa, Malacalcyonacea, Plexauridae.